CCAUGGACAAUCUCAGGAUUGAGAUCAGUCCCGUAUGUUGAACUUCAAGAACUUGGUACAUCGGUCCGUUGGAUGUGGACCAAAUCAUGCGUCAUGAAGAAUAGAAUGCGUCACAAGUCACCAACCAACCAUAUCAGAGUCUUCGGUUCAUAGCGGGGUUGAUCGGGAAGAAGAAAGUUAGAAGAAAGAUACCUUUGCCUUUCGUUACUGAAAGGUCAUCCAUAUUAUUUAGAUUGAAUUCUCCAAUUUCAUUCUCCAACAUCCUCCAAAUACAAAAAGUAAAAAAUAAUUGCAGUAAAACUAUCACGAUGACGAAAGUCCGACAAGCAGUACGGUGGUCUGUCCUAAUUGUCUUGUCCACCCAAUCGCUUUUUCUCUUCUCAGAUGCUUUCACACCUUCCUUUGUUUGGCAGGAAAAAGCCAGCAGUUUUUCUUAUGYUUCGAGAGCUAGCGACCACAAGCCGUUGUUGAAUUCAGUCGCUGCUGCCGUUACUGGUACUGCCAGUGGGCUACAAUCUACAUCGGGGAYCCGUUUUUUCGAUGAUCCGUCUUCAUGCAAUGCCGAUCAAGAUGUAGACAGAGUCUACACGGUGCAGAUCCUCAUGAGCGCGACAGGCGGCGGUCAUCUGGCCAGCGCAAUUGCCUUGGAAGACGCCCUGAAUUCCCUGUAUCCAGGCAAAUUCGAAUGCGACAUUGUAGAUAUCUAUACAGAAUACGGUCCCUUCUGGCCGUACAACGACCUAGUGCGAAUGUACAAGCUCAUGGCAGAAUACUCUUGGAGUUGGGACUUGUUCUACAAAUUUGGUGAAACCGGAUUUGGCCUUCGAUUGAACGAAUGGAUGCUAGAUGUGUUUUGUUACGACGCAUUUACGAAAUGCAUGGAGCGCAAAUUCGAGUCGACGCAACAGCGAGCCGAUAUGGUGGUUUCCGUGCAUCCGCUGUGCCAAGACCUUCCUUUGAAGAUUUUGGCCGAUCUGGAUGCUGAUGCCGAAAGAAGUACUCCAUUUGCCACCGUUGUUACCGACUUGGGUGGUGCGCACACGACAUGGUUCAAUCCUGGUAAGUGCAGUGUUUUGCCUUUGGAUAGGYGCGGCGAUAUAUCUUGGCGUAYGUGAGUUCACUAACGAACCUCUUGUUAUUUCUGAUCGAAUGGUUAUUUUUUGCGGUUAAGAUGUCGAUAAAUGUUUUGUUCCAUCGGAUGUUUUAAAUGAGAAGGCUCAAUCCCGUGGACUGGAUAGUUCUUCCCAGAUUGUGCAGUACGGCCUUCCUAUUCGAAAGGGAUUCUGGCCAAAAUCAAAAAGCAAGAGCGAUGCCAGUUCUGUCGUUGCCGAAGUGCGGCAAGAUUURGGUAUCAGCAACCUCCCUACCGUCCUCGUCGUUGGUGGUGGUGAUGGCAUGGGUGGGAUCGUAGAUAUUGCUUCCACGUUGGGAAAAACGCUUGGAAAUCAAAACGGCAGCAAUACCAAUAAUCCAGACUAUCAAAUGGUUGUUGUUUGCGGGAACAACCAACAAGCGCAGCAAACACUCAAAGGGAUGGAUUGGCCGAAAGGAGUGGAAGUAAACGUCCAAGGGUUUGUACGCAAUAUGGACGAAUGGAUGAAAGCYAGUGAUUGUCUCGUCACGAAAGCUGGUCCUGGUACCAUUGCCGAGGCUUCAAUUUGCAGCCUUCCUUGUAUGUUGUUCGCCUUUCUGUAAGUUGCUAGUUUGCAUCUCUGUCCUAGUAUGCAUUGAAUUUACUGAUAUAUGUAUCACUUACCUUCUUGUCGCUCCCUCUAUCAGGCCCGGRCAAGAAGAAGGCAAUAUACCUUUCGUAGAAGAAGCUGGUUUUGGAAGAUACAGCAGUGACCCGAACGAAAUUGCAGCCACUGUGAGCUCCUGGCUGAGAUCCCCCGAGAAACUUCGGGAAAUGAAACACGCAGCCCUAUCCGCAGCGCGACCUUCCGCAACACUCGAUAUCGCACGCGAUUUGGCGGAAAUUGCCYUCUCAACCAACRGCCAACAGCAAGAACAGGAAGCAGAGAUGAUGGUCACUGUACGGUAGAAGUUCCCAGCAACRCAAGAGACACUGUUGUUCAAUAUUACUGUACCACCGAAGAUAAUUAAGAAACGAGUUUGCUAGAC
Pseudo-nitzschia multistriata is the source of this 2121-nucleotide messenger RNA. The record is from the annotation of a GenBank genome assembly. NCBI's taxonomy places the organism in Eukaryota, Bacillariophyta, Bacillariophyceae, Bacillariales, Bacillariaceae.